This is a messenger RNA of Oncorhynchus nerka (sockeye salmon), 1809 nucleotides long. RefSeq names its product proline-rich protein 36-like. The record is from RefSeq and is a predicted model, not a curated record. NCBI's taxonomy places the organism in Eukaryota, Metazoa, Chordata, Actinopteri, Salmoniformes, Salmonidae. The transcript has 2 exons. Bases 714 to 1685 code for a protein of 323 amino acids.
UGUUCAACCUCUUAAAUCCCUCCAAGUCCCCUUUUCUAACGUGUAAUGUCACUAUCUAUGGCUACUGUACUAACUUCUCUGUCUCUCUGCCCUCUCUGUCGUCUCCAGGCUCUCUCUCGUGUCACCCCCAGUGGCCUCCAGUCAGCAGCCCCUCGAUGAGUCCCUCUGCCCCCAUCACCACCACCAUCACCACCCUGGAGGGUUAAACCAUGCACGGCCCUAACCAUACCACACACCAACACACACACCAUACCACACACCAACACACACUUCAAUACCUGGAGGACGCUUACUGAAACAACCAGUCAACCCAUCGGAUGCCUGGACUCUUACACAAUCAACCAAUCAAAAGGCAGGACAAGGACCUCGUCAUCCGCUAGCAACUCCAUCCAUCCAACCAGCCAAUCAAAACACAGACUGAUGCUCUGCCUCUUUGACAUCAACUGAUCUCUGCUAAGUAACAAGCUCAUGCUGUUGUAACAGGGUGGACGACACACACUCUCUCUCUCACACACACACACACACACACAUACACACGACUCAGAGAGCGUUCAGCUCAUCGGGGAUGGAGGAGGAGGAGAUGAGACGGGGAUGGAGGAGGAGGAGGAGAAACGAGAGGGGGGAAGGAGGAAUUUUGUUGCCCCUGGCACACCCAGAACAGUCACUGCCCCCCCCCCCCCACCCCUCUGCUUUCGUGAACCCCAGCGAGGAACAUGAACAUGGGGCACACAGACCUGCUUAAUGCCCCUUACACACCUCAUCCUCCAUCACUUCUCUCCCUCUCUCCUCCUCCAUCACUUCUCUCCCUCCCUCUCCUCCUCCAUCACUUCUCUCCCUCCCUCUCUCCUCCAUCACUUCUCUCCCUCUCUCCUCCUCCAUCACUUCUCUCCCUCCCUCUCUCCUCCAUCACUUCUCUCCCUCUCUCUCCUCCUCCAUCACUUCUCUCCCUCUCUCUCCUCCUCCAUCACUUCUCUCCCUCUCUCUCCUCCUCCAUCACUUCUCUCCCUCUCUCUCCUCCACCAUCACUUCUCUCCCUCUCUCUCCUCCACCAUCACUUCUCUCCCUCUCUCUCCUCCAUCACUUCUCUCUCCUCCAUCACUUCUCUCUCCUCCAUCACUUCUCUCCCUCUCUCCUCCAUCACUUCUCUCCCUCUCUCUCCUCCACCAUCACUUCUCUCCCUCUCUCUCCUCCUCCAUCACUUCUCUCCCUCUCUCCUCCAUCCUUCUCUCCCUCUCUCUCCUCCACCAUCACUUCUCUCCCUCUCUCUCCUCCAUCACUUCUCUCUCCUCCUCCAUCACUUCUCUCUCCUCCUCCAUCACUUCUCUCUCCUCCUCCAUCACUUCUCUCUCCUCCUCCAUCACUUCUCUCUCCUCCUCCAUCACUUCUCCCUCUGUCCUCCUCCAUCACUUCUCUCCCUCUGUCCUCCUCCAUCACUUCUCUCCCCCUCUCUCUCCUCCAUCACUUCUCCCCCUCUGUCCUCCUCCAUCACUUCUCUCCCUCUCUCUCUCCUCCUCCUCCAUCACUUCUCUCCCUCUGUCCUCCUCCAUGCUGAACCAGAUGCUCCUCCCAGCCAGACAGUUCUCCUCCAGAGUUGCUGUCCUGAUAAAAACCAUCAGCUUGUUUCUCUUUCCUGUUGUCUUUUACUUUAUUUACUUGACUUUUUCCUCUGUUUGUAUUUUAGGUGAAGUUGAUUAAAAGUUGUUUGUACUGGCAGUGUUCUGUUCUGACUACACUGACUGUGAGUGUUGCUGUUUUAUACGCUUGAGAAUAUCCACUGACUCAUGCCAAUCAUAAAUCGUGAAAAGUCAA